AUGGGAUCAAGAAAGAUAAUGCAAAAGCAAGAGAUAUACUUACGCACCCGCCAAUCAAUUCCCCAUGGACCUAAGCUCCUCCAAUUGCUCUUUGAUCUGAUCCUGCACCAGCUCCAGCCGCUUGGAGAAAACCUCCAACUCCAAUAUUUGUUGCUUCCUCCACCUGUUGUUGGCCACCUUAUCCCCUCCUCCUCCAAUGGCCGCCGCAAAACCCAAGGGCAGCGGGCUUCGUGUCAGCUCAUACCCAGGCUGUCCACAGAACAGCCCAUGUGGACUGUGAUUGGAGUUCAUAGAAUUGCUCAGCAGCUCCUUGAAAAUGGCCACAGCAGGUGGUGGCUGAGUACAAUUAUUGAUGUUACCAAUGGAGGCAUGAUGCUGUCUUUCCUCCAUUUUCACCAUGCCAGCUCGGUUCCUCUUCUUGGGCCGUGGGGUUUUGCUGUUUAUGUCGAUGCCAUUAAGCUUAGGGCUUUGGCAAUCUGCAAAAUUAGGGUUGUUGAGGUCAUCAUCAUCAUCCUCGAUGGGGACAGUGAUUGGGGCAGGGGCAGCGACAGCAGGGAAGGCGGAGGACGAGACGUUGACAUUGAACGGGGGGAGAUUACCCCAAAUUUUAGCGGAGAUUUCAAAGGUGGCCUGCUCGUGGGGGCUCUUGAAGGUGUAGUCCUUGCCGGAGCCGAACUUGUUGAUGAUGUUGCGGUACUUCUUCUUGAGGCGCCGGAGCUUCUCAACGAGCUGGUUCUUGUUGAAAUCGAGCUGGAAUUUGCUCCUGAUCUGGUCGUAGAAGGCGGUGGUGUCGUGGUGGUGCUGGGCGGAGCCGUGGGGCCCUCGGUGUUGGCUGGUGUAGUCGAGGAACCCCUGAAGCAGCUCGAUCUCGUCCUCGCGCUGGAAGAGCUUGCGGGACUCGUCGGGUGGGACCGGCCGGCGAGCGAUCACGAUCUCCUGGGUCUGCUGUUGCUGCUGCGGCUGGUGGUGGUGGUUGUGGUGGUGGUGGUGGUGGGUCAGGUGCGGAUCGGGGAUUCCGGGGACGGCGAUGGUGACCUGGGCGUCGGAGGCGGAGGGGGGAGGGCGAUCGAGGGCGAGGGCGGCGGAGGAGGCGGAGUCGUCGUCGUCGUGAUCGGAGAAUUCCUCAUCGUCGAGGAGAUCCUCGUCUUCGUUGAAGUGAUCGGGGGCGACGGGGUUAUCGGCGGAGGCCAUCGGAGCAAUUUGGGGUUGGGCUCGGGCGAUGAGGGGGAAGAUGGUUAG
Striga asiatica is the source of this 1239-nucleotide messenger RNA. NCBI's taxonomy places the organism in Eukaryota, Viridiplantae, Streptophyta, Magnoliopsida, Lamiales, Orobanchaceae. The record is from the annotation of a GenBank genome assembly.